AUGUGGUUUCUUGAGUGUGAGGGGGACUUGUUCGACGCAUUUGGCUUCGACCCGGCACAAAGCUGGUCCUCGGCCGUACAUCCAAGCCAGAACCAGGCCAACGCANUGCGAUACAUCGAGAACUCGUCCGUCUCUCGCAAACACUUGACCGUCGACGUAGCCAAGGUCAAUCCCGGAGAGAGCAAACACCUCCACGCAAAGACACAGCUGCAAGUCACCGACAACUCAAAGGUCGGCUCCUGGAUCAACAACGAACGCCUGGAGAAAGGUAUUGCAAAAGAUGUGGACAGAAACGAUAACAAGAUCAAAUUGGGCAAUUACGAGCACCACUUUCACAUCAAAUGGCAACCCAUCGUCUUCUCCUUCCCCUCGCUUCCUCGCGUCUAUCGCCAACUCGAAGAUCCACUCACCGACCAACGCCGCAUUCUCGAGCCCCUCGGCAUCAAGUGUAUCGUUGACUACAUUGCUCAGUUUACCUCUCACCUCGUCGCAAAGAAGCGUAACACCCCGACUACCCUACAAGCUCUCGUCAACGCUCGCUACAUCGUCACCGACGACUACUUGAAUCUGUUCCACUCCUUAGCUCUAGACGCUCUCGAACAAGACUUCAACACGAACUGGCCGAGCGAAGAGCCCUACUCUCCCNCACCUGCCAACGAGCCAAAUCCUCGCCCUGACAAAUCGCCCGACUUUCUGCCCAAUCCAGCCCGUUCCGAAAUCUUCUCGCACUACACCUUCAUAUUCAGCGACCCUGGACAACAUACCAAUCUUAUGCCCACCAUCACUGGUGGUGGCGGAAAGGCUUUGUGCCAUCCUAUCGACAUCGAAAAUCCAGACCCACAAGACCUGUUGAGCUAUGUUCGCGAGGUUGCUGGUAGAAAAUCAGACAAAAACUUCAAUCUUGGCCAACAACCAAAGACAAAAGGUGGUAUUGUCUUGGUCCGUGUUGGUGGCUACAAACAAGACAGGCCAUGGUUCUAUGACCAGGUCGAUUCUUCUUUGGGACAAAGCAGCAUCGAGCAGAAUGAACUGUUGGAGGUCAUACUUGAUGCAGAUGCUUCCAAACUGAAGAGACCUGCCGAAACCGUUCAACCGGCAGAAGAUACAAACAUGCACAAUGGAACACAGCGAUCAUCCGUUUACCAAAUAUCAGAAUCUCCUUCAGUACGUCGACAAUCUAGUAGGGUCGCUACAGAAGUUCCAUCUGCAACCCCAGAAGAUGGCGCUCCCGAGAGUUUCCAGCAGGAGGUGGCGACUACGGGCAAGCGUCGUGGGCGCAGACCCCUGACACAGACAAAGUUCAAAGGCUUUGACGAGAUUGAUAUCAACUCUCUGCCAAAGUAUCGCUCUCCAUCUCCUUCACAACCGCCUUCGCACCAAGCCAGCCAAGCUCCUUCACCAGACUCCAUGGAUGAGGACGAUCAUCUUGAGAGUUCACAUCCAGCACCGAGCCAACAUACUCAGCGUUCCACAAGGAAGAGACCGCCGCCAGAAGAUGAAGAAACGCACCACGACAUGAUGGCCGGUAUGUUGCAGGGUGCUGCAAGGAUGAAGAAACGUCGUAUCGACGCAGGAAUGGAAGCUUCAACGACUCCCACUGAAACAGCGGCUGAAGAAGCCACGCCAGCACCUACAGUCAAGAAGGCGAAGAAGCGCAAAGACAAGGAAGUUGAUGUACGAGCCAUACUGGCAGAACGCCAACAGGCCGAGGAGGAAAGGCGUCUCGAAGAUGAAGAGAAACUCCGCAACCAACUUCAGGGCAUGGAGGUUGCCGACGUGCAGAACUUAGCACAGAUCGAAGUCAUGGAUAUCACUCGUGAACAUCCGCCACGGUCGAGGUAUGAUGCUGAGGCUGGACACGACGAUCGUUGGGAUGAUCGAUGGAACGGCCGCAAGAACUUCAAACGUUUCCGCAGACAAGGCACCGCAACCAAUACACAAACCCGAGCUCGUGUCUUUGUCUCUUUGGAAGAAGUCGAGCCAAAGGCUUACGGUGCACAAGACGAAUACUUCCUGGAGCCUCGUUCANAAAAGGCUCGCAAGAAGGCAGGACGAUCACAGCAGACACAAGAUAGUAUGGAUGUCGAAGUUACUGCGACGCCUUCCUCCAUCACUGCCAAUGGCACACAAUCACAACGUCAAAAGAACAACACAAACAACAGUAUCUCUCUCGUCUCGGACAGCGAGCAGGGCCAGUCAUCAGAAGACGAGGACAACGCAGCGCGCUUCCGCCGCCGUAUCGCAACUUCCCGCAUCCAGGAUGCCGAAGCCUCACGUCUUGAAGCUAUACUGCCAGAGGAAAUUGCAGGCACGGCUCGUGAUCAAGACAUUGCCGAUGCAGCCAGGCAAGCCAAGAGCAGUGCGUCUGUACGAACACAACCAGGCAAAAGAACAGCCAAAGGUGUUGUCGAUGAGAUCUCGCAGCCCAGGAAGAGAGUGCAGCGAAAACCCAGUCCGGAUGAGGUGUCGGAUGACGAGGACGAUGACGAAGAGAGUAGUACUCGCUUCAGACGUAGAAAA
Aureobasidium vineae is the source of this 2520-nucleotide messenger RNA. NCBI's taxonomy places the organism in Eukaryota, Fungi, Ascomycota, Dothideomycetes, Dothideales, Saccotheciaceae. The record is from the annotation of a GenBank genome assembly.